AUUUCAAAAUGGCGGCAUGAAUUCACGCAUUUUUUUACUUUUUUCUCUUUAUUUUUCCCAAGGCCUUCCGUUCGGCUUUCAAACAAGCUUGUUACCAAUAUGGUUGCGGACCAGGAAUGUGUCUCUCUCGAAGGUCAGUUUUUCACGGCUUCUCAGCUUACCUUGGCUUUUAAAAAUCGUAUUUUCUCCCUCCGUGGACAGACUUAGUUCCCUAUGGUCAUGGUUGGGGUGUACGUUUUUAGCGAUGUCGGCGAUCUUUGUGGUGCCGGCGUUCCUAGGUGUAGACAAUACAUCGGUUGUUGUUGGUGCUGUCCUGGGGCUCAAUGCAAUGGCUGCUCUACAGGAUAUUGCCGUUGAUGCGAUGGCGAUUAAAGUGUUGAAAAGCAGUGAACUCGGGCUAGGGAACAUUGCUCAAGUAGUUGGCUAUAAACUAGGAGCUCUUGCAGGUGGGGGUGUACUUAUAUGGAUGUCUACAUUUAUCACUUGGGAAAAACUGUUUGCAGUUAUUGCUAUCUGGUAUGGAUUAAAUGGUUUGAGUGCAUUGCAGUCACACAUCAAAUCUGACAAACAAAAGACAAGAAGUAGAGACAUUACAGAGAGCAGUGAAAGUAAAGACAUUUCUCAAUCAAACAUUACAAAGGCGAAUGUUAUGGAACUUAUGAAAACCAAGGAUUUUAAAUGGAUAUUGCUGUACGUUGGUGUUUAUAAAGCAGGAGAGCAGGGAAUGGUUACCAUGAUGCCCUUGUAUUUACUGGACUCCAGUGUUACAGCAACUGAUGUAGGAUUGAUUACUGGGCUAUACACCCAAUUAUUCUCAGUUUUCGGGUCUUCAAUUGGUGGUUACCUAGCAACCAGAUGGAAUACCAGCAGUAUUGGGCUGGCGCAACUUCUGUACCUUAUGUGUCUAGUGAGGGUUAUCCCAAUGGGUGUACACUGUGUUAAUGCAUGGUAUGGACAAUACACCAUUCUACUGAUCAUCACAGAGUGUGCCUUGCAGCUUGUUGGUGGAGCAAUCACCACGGCAACAUUUACAUUGAUGAUGCAACAUACAAUGGAGACUGCCAAUCAAGCCCAGGCAACCCAUUUCACUGCACUAGCCACUGUAGAGCUACUAGGCAAACUUACAAUGAUGUCAGUUUCUGGGAUGGUAGUGGAAGUUUUUGGGUACCAAGUGUUCUUUUCAUUAUGUGUAUUGUUUGCUCUGUUGGUUGUGGUUGCACUUAGAUCUUGGAUAAAUAAUACCGAACAAAUACUAACAAAAAAUAAAAGGUUCUAACGAAAAUAAACUCUUAACGUUUUAUUUUAUUCCAUUUGAGCCAAAAUAAACAGCAAAGAAGAAUAUCACAAAACCACGGAUCUGCAUUUCUUUUUCUUCUUCCUUUGCUUAUGUUUUCCAUUUUGCUUUGCCUUGUCUGUUGUCUGUUUGUCAUUGCAUUUCAUUUUGAUUGGUCCUUGUUUAUCACUAUCUUUACCAUGGCCCUCUUCUUGUUUUUUAUUCCUUUUCCUUUUCCUUGCUUUCUUAGUCUUAUGACAGGCAUCUGCAGUAAUGUUUCCACUGAGGCCCUCUGUUAUUACCUUUGUACCUCCCUGUGUUUUCGUGCUAGUAGAACCCCCUUUGCAUUCAGUCCUUUGAAAUAAUGCAACAAAGAACCCAUUUGUGUGGUCACUCUCUGGCGAAGCUCGCAGGCACUUCUCAGCUAAAAGACAAAGACGUUGUUGUUGAGAAACAUUUUGGCCUUAUUAUUAAAUUUAGCUCCUAAGAAUACAUUAUCAUUAGAAAAUAUUAUCUUGUGCCCACUGAAACACAACCUCCAUUUCAAAAUGAAAAAUGUAUGUAGUCAAUGACUACCUUGUGAAUUAGUGCUAAAGUGUAGAAUGUCACAUACAGUAAGAAAAAAUAUAUAUAAUGUAAAAAAAAAAUCAGUAAAAAGAGUUUUAGCAUCCUAAAAUAAACUCAUGCUAAAUAUCAAAAAAAUCAUUGUCAUCACCCAAAGAAUUACUGUUUGAAACAUUGUAAGCUCCAAAAUAGAGACAGAUUUAUUUAUAGAAAGCAGAAGUCUGGUUUGAAAAUAAUAAUAAUAAUAAUAAUAAUAAUAAUAAUAAUAAUAAUAAUAAUAAUAAUAAUAAUAAUAAUAAUAAUAAUAAUAAUAAUAAUAAUAAUAAUAAUAAUAAUACACCUCGCCAGCUGAUGACAUUAUGUGUAGAUUGUGCGGUACAACUGCAGAGAGCUUGGCCCAUGUUCUUGUGGGCUGCCCAGCUCUCGCCAAAAGCAAGUACCUAGCACGACAUAACGCAGCACUACAGAUCCUCUUCUUUGAGAAGAUAAAAGAUCUGAAGCUGAUAGAAGCAACUCCUCCAUGGUACUCUACUAUGGUACCGAAGCCCACCUACGAAUCCCAGGAUGCCAAGGCAUUCUGGAACGUCCCAAUGUUUGCAGAACACACUCAUGUACGACAGAACAGGAUUGACGCCCGCAUUACAGACAAUAAGCCAAAAGAAAUUCUAGCGAUUGAGAUGGCAUGCCCGUGGAUGGAGAACA
This is a messenger RNA of Nematostella vectensis (starlet sea anemone), 2539 nucleotides long. Its product is annotated as major facilitator superfamily domain-containing protein 3. Gene Ontology annotation, biological process: transmembrane transport. The coding region runs from base 17 to 1276 and encodes 419 amino acids. The transcript has 3 exons. Gene Ontology annotation, cellular component: membrane. Lineage: Eukaryota; Metazoa; Cnidaria; Anthozoa; Actiniaria; Edwardsiidae. The record is from RefSeq and is a predicted model, not a curated record. Gene Ontology annotation, molecular function: transmembrane transporter activity.